AUGGAUGCUACCCGUGUCUUUGAUACAUACCGUGACUCAAGUGCUGAAAAUAUCCGUUGUCAGAAAUGUCUACAAAAAGGUCAUUGGACAUUUGCUUGUACUGGGAAGAGAAAAUAUGUUCAUCGUGAAUCAAGAUCUACAGAAAUGAUAAAACGUCAGAAAAAAGAAGAAGAGAAAAAGAAAUUGGAGCUCUUAGUCAAAACAUCCAGUAUUCAGGACAAAAAGAAAAAAGCUAAAACGUCUGAUGGUGAAAGUUCCACCGAUACAGAUUCUAGUUCCUCUAGUGAUAGUGAUAGUUCCUCCAGUUCUGGUGAUUCUGAUAGUGACAGUACAUCAACUGAUAGUUCUUCUGACAGUUCUUCAGAUUCAUCAUCAUCAUCAUCUUCGUCAUCUUCAGAGGAGGAGCAAUCGUGAUAGAAGAUACAUUUACUGUGAUACAAUGGAAAUUGGGGGACAUCAUCUCAGCUUUCAGUCAAACGCAAAUUUGCAUUUCUUUAUUUUGAAUGUCAUGAAUAGGAUGUGUAUAAGUGAGAAUAUGCUACAGUAUAGUACUUUUCUUAGAUUCAACUGAACAAAAGAGUCAACAUGCAGGACAAGCAAUGUUUUGGUAGAAUUUUUUUGUCAUCCUACUUCAGUUUAUGGCAAUGAGCUAGCUAUUCCAUGUAUUCAAAGUAUUUGAAUUGACCGCCAGACUUCAUUUAUAAGUAAAUUCUGGUUUAAAGAAUAAUCAUGCACAAGCAUUGAUGAUUUCAAAUUUCAAAUGGAAAUUUUACAUUUGAAAUCACUCAAUGGGAUAUUAUUUUUCUAAAUAAUUUCUUUAUCAACUGAUAGAGCUCAAUUUCUGCUACCUGUAGCAUAUUUCAUCUGCAAUUAAGAAAUAAUCUGACUUAUAUUCCAUUGUUUAAGAUUCAUAGUGGUAGAAAUGAGCUUCAUCAGUUGGCAGAGCAGAUAUUUGAUUAUAUCCCUUUGAUUGAUGCUUCAUCCAUUAUGAGUUGUUAAAAUUAUCAAAAAUUCUGUUAAAGCCCAUGAAAGAGAUUGUUUAUAUUGAUAUGUAAUGAUUGUAUAUAAUUUUAACAAUUUGAUGUAUAAAGGCAAUUUUAUCAG
Messenger RNA from Lottia gigantea (owl limpet), 1104 nucleotides. RefSeq lists its product as hypothetical. Gene Ontology annotation, molecular function: nucleic acid binding; zinc ion binding. The transcript has 4 exons. Bases 1 to 414 code for a protein of 137 amino acids. Lineage: Eukaryota; Metazoa; Mollusca; Gastropoda; Lottiidae. The record is from RefSeq and is a predicted model, not a curated record.